CGUGAGCGCCGAUGUGGCCGAGUUUCGCGCAGAGCUUGGGGUUUGCAGGACGAGGACGCAGCGCGCGGCCGCCGCUCCGGCGCGGGAGCCGCGGGGGCGCGGCGGCACAGCGACUGCAGGUACGAGCGCGCCGCCGCGACCCGCUGGCUGCGUGGCGCUGCUGUGCUCCGGCCGCCCGACCGCCCUCGGCGCCGUGCGACGCGCCCUCGACCGCGCAGACGGGCGCUGGCGGCUGCACUUCCUGCGCCUGGACGGGCUGUCGCUGCUGCUGGAGGCGCUGGGCCACCUGCGGCCGUCGUCGGUGGCGGACGCCGUGUGCGUGCACGAGUGCGUGGCGGCCAUCCGCGCCGCCGGCAGCACGCGCUCGGGGCUGGCGUUCCUGGCGGCGCGGCCGCGCCACACGCGCCAGCUGGCCGACGCGCUCGCCAGCCGCAACCCCACCGUGCGCCUGCAGGUGCUGGAGCUGCUGUGCGCCGUCAGCCUCACGUCGGAGCGCGGCCAUCGCCUCGCGCGCCGUGGGGAGCGUCACGCCUUCCAGCCGCUGUUGGCCGAGCUGGCAGCCGCUGACACGGCCGUGUACCGCGCCACCGUCCUCGCGCUGCUCAACUGCCUGUUGCUGGGGCAGCCGCACGUCGCCGCCCGCCACCGCCUGCGCCAGACGCUGUUAGACAUAAUUAAAAUCUGUUA
Molecule: messenger RNA, 687 nt
Organism: Gryllus bimaculatus (two-spotted cricket)
Lineage: Eukaryota; Metazoa; Arthropoda; Insecta; Orthoptera; Gryllidae
Source: the annotation of a GenBank genome assembly